CCCUUAUCUCCCCCAUUACCAUCUCAAACAACCCAAAACCUUCCCCAAAUCGAUUCCCCCAGAAAGAAAAGAAAAAAAAAUGUCGACCGACAAGCCGCUGGAAGUGGUGACGGGCCUGGACAUCCCGCGGUACAUGGGCCGGUGGUACGAAAUCGCCUCCAUCCCCAACUUCUUCCAGCCCAAGAACGGCGAGAACACACGUGCGACCUACACGCUGCAGGAAGACGGCGCCACCGUCGGCGUGCUGAACGAGACGUGGAGCGGCGGGAAGCGGAGCUACAUCGAAGGCACGGCGUACAAGGCCGAUCCGAAAAGCGACGAGGCGAAGCUGAAGGUGAAGUUCUACGUCCCGCCUUUCCUGCCGAUCAUCCCCGUGACAGGGGACUACUGGGUUCUGUACCUCGACGAUGAAUACCAGUACGUUUUGGUCGGCGAGCCUAGGAGAAAGGAUCUUUGGAUACUGUGCAGGACGACUCAAAUGGAACCGGAGGUUUACGACAUGCUGCUGGAGAAGGGAACGGAGCAAGGGUACGACGUCAGCAAGCUCCACAAGACUCCUCAAGCUAAUCCCCCACCUCCGGAUGCAGGGGAAGGACCUGAGGACAAGAAGGGACUCUGGUGGUUCAAAUCCCUCAUAGGGAAAUAGCUACACAGAGAAAUUUGCUAACAUGGGUUCUCUAAUUUAGUAAUUUCUAUGCGUUAGGAUUGCUAAAGUUUGUGGCUUUUUGCCUGAAAUAGCGAAAUUCCCCCAUUGGUAUGUGUGUGGGGAAAAAUAGCCAUGUAUGCUCUGUUUCUUCUGGUUCGGUGUCUCGCCUGAAGAGGAAGAAGAACUCUGGGGAAGUUCCAUUUCUGUCACUAUCUAUGGUACGGUGUAAAUGGUCUUUGUCGCUACUCGCUAGUGUGUGUGGUUCGUUGUGGCAAGCGGUUGGUUUAGUCGACUGAGUGUCCAAAAUCCAAAUGACAUUUCUAUGUUAUGGUUUUGGCAAUUUGGCUAGUGGCUAUUUGGGUUGCCAUCUGUAUCUUUCGAGCGCCGAUAUUGAGUCUUUGUACUGUACAAAUAUGGGGACAUGCUCUGCAACUCGCAGACCUACGAUACAGAUUUUGAUUUCACAGAACUCACGAUCUGUGGCAGAGGAGAAUUGUCACACGAAAGGAUCUGAGAUUUCAUAUCAUGCGAUUUGUAAUUGACAGGUUCUUUGAUCAUGCAUUUGAGCGCAUAAAUUGCAUUUGAAGAAACAAUCCAACC
Linum tenue is the source of this 1246-nucleotide messenger RNA. NCBI's taxonomy places the organism in Eukaryota, Viridiplantae, Streptophyta, Magnoliopsida, Malpighiales, Linaceae. The record is from the annotation of a GenBank genome assembly.